GUGUUCUAGAGUUGGUGCUUGUACCUGGUUAAUUUUGCUCCCUCCUAGGGCAGAACCCCAUAGGGUUUUUAGAAUGUGUAGAAGGGCCUCUCUGUCCUCUGUUUCUAGUCAUUACCUCUUCUCCAAAGCUGUACUGUUUGUCAAGUCCCAGAUGAGUCCUGACUGCAGGGCACAGACUCUGCUCCUGAGCCAGUGCUCAGCAUUGACAUUCUGUGGUAGGAAGCACACGUGGGUGAGUGGGUGACGUGGGUGAGUGGGUGACAUGGGCUCCACCCUUGGUUUUGCUACUGAACUUGUUCUGUGACAUUAGAGAAGUCAUUCCACAGCCCAGGCAGGAGUUUCCCCAGAAGCCAAGUGAAAGAGGUGGUGCACAGUUUCUUCAGUUCUUCCCAGGCCUAUACUUUUGUGACUUUGUUCAUUUACUCAUGUUGUCUCUUCCUUCACAGUAAAAACUCUUUCCCCAUUUCUACUUUCUCACCAAGCACCCAGACCUUGCCAAUUCCCUCUGGGCUCUGCUGCCUCUUGCCCAGUGCCUCCUUUUCCUGCUCAUCUGAGCUCCGCCCCUCCCUCCUUCCCUCUUCCUUCACAAAGCUGGCCUCUUCUCUCUUCUUUCCAGACUUUAACAAGUCCUUCUCUGUGCAUAUAUCUUGUCUUUUGUGUGUCCUGCAAUGGCAGCCGACUUUAAAUGAAGCCUGUGCUUGAGAAAUAAUUUCAGCAAUUACAUUUGGGCCCUCUGUCUGAGGAACACAGAGGUUACCAAGUCAGGGGGGCUGCCAUGGAAUCCAGAAGAAGCGUUGAGGGCAGAGCUGUGAGCAGCUCCUCCCCCUGCCUGCUACAGCCCCAGCAGUCUUGUGCAGAUCGUAGAAGACCCCACCUACUUCUACCCAGACUUGCAGCUCUAUUCUGGGAGGCAUGAGGCAUCGACUUUGACAGCGGAGGCAAGCGGAGGCCUAAGGGGGAAGGGUGUAGAGGACCCUCUCUCCAACUUCCACUCCCCGAGCUUCCUGAGGACGCCAGAGGUGGAAAUGAGAGGUUCUGAGGAUGUGGCAGCUGGAACAGUGUUACAGCGGCUGAUCCAGGAACAACUGCGCUAUGGCACCCCGACUGAGAACAUGAACCUGCUGGCCAUUCAGCACCAGGCCACAGGCAGUGCGGGGCCAGCCCACACCACCAACAACUUUUCUUCCACGGAAACCCUCACUCAAGAAGACCCACAAAUGGUCUACCAGUCGGCCCGCCAAGAACCGCAGGGUCAAGAGCACCAGGGGGACAACACGGUGAUGGAGAAGCAGGUCCGGUCCACACAGCCUCAACAGAACAACGAGGAACUGCCCACGUACGAGGAGGCCAAGGCCCAGUCGCAGUUCUUCAGGGGACAGCAGCAGCAGCAGCAGCCACAGCAGCCACAGGGGCAGCAGCAGCAGCAGCAGCCACAGCAGCAGCAGGGACAAGGGCCCCUCAGCCACACUUACUACAUGGCUGGAGGUACCAGCCAGAAGUCCCGCACAGAGGGGAGGCCAACGGUGAACCGGGCCAACAGUGGACAGGCACAUAAGGAUGAGGCCCUGAAAGAGCUGAAGCAGGGCCACGUCCGAUCCCUCAGUGAGAGGAUCAUGCAGCUGUCACUGGAGAGGAAUGGGGCUAAACAACACCUCCCCAGCUCGGGAAAUGGAAAGAGCUUCAAAGCUGGGGCCGGGCCGUCCCCAGCCCAGCCUGCCUGCAAAGCGCUGGACCCCCGCGGCCCUCCACCUGAAUACCCCUUCAAGGCCAAACCAAUGAUGUCCCCAGGCAGCAAGAACCAAGAUCAUGGACUCUACUACAGUGACCAGCACCCUGGGGUACACCACGAGAUGGUCAAACCUUACCCGGCGCCUCAGCCUGCGAGAACAGAAGUGGCCGUCCUGAGGUAUCAGCCGCCCCCGGAGUAUGGGGUCACCAGCCGCCCAUGCCAGCUGCCUUUUCCAUCCACAGUGCAGCAGCAUAGUCCCAUGUCCUCUCAGACUUCCUCUGUCAGUGGGCCUCUGCACUCCGUCUCCCUGCCUCUUCCACUUCCCAUGAGCCUGGCUGCUCCACAACCUCCACCAGCCUCCCCCAGUCAGCAGCUUGGACCAGAUGCCUUUGCAAUUGUGGAGCGAGCCCAGCAAAUGGUGGAGAUCCUCACAGAGGAGAACCGUGUGCUUCACCAGGAGCUUCAGGGCUGCUAUGACAAUGCCGACAAGCUGCACAAGUUUGAGAAAGAGCUGCAGAGGAUUUCAGAGGCCUAUGAGAGCUUGGUGAAGUCUACCACGAAGCGCGAGUCUCUGGACAAAGCAAUGAGAAACAAGCUGGAAGGUGAGAUAAGGAGACUUCAUGACUUCAACAGAGACCUCCGAGAUCGACUGGAGACAGCCAACAGGCAGCUGUCCAGCAGGGACUAUGAUGGGCACGAAGACAAAGUUGCAGAAAGCCAUUAUGCGUCUCAGAACAAAGAAUUUUUGAAGGAAAAGGAGAAGUUGGAAAUGGAAUUGGCAGCAGUGCGGACUGCGAGCGAGGACCGUCGGCGGCAUAUUGAGAUCCUGGACCAGGCUUUGAGCAAUGCCCAGGCCAGAGUGGUCAAGCUGGAGGAAGAGCUACGAGAGAAGCAAGCCUACGUGGAGAAGGUUGAGAAGCUGCAGCAGGCCCUGACGCAGCUGCAGUCGGCAUGCGAGAAGCGAGAGCAGAUGGAGCGCAGGCUGCGGACGUGGCUGGAGCGGGAGCUGGAUGCACUGAGGACACAGCAGAAACAUGGAAACGGCCAGUCAGCCAGUCUCCCAGAAUAUAAUGCUCCUGCCCUCAUGGAGCUUGUGCGGGAGAAGGAGGAGCGGAUCCUAGCCUUGGAGGCUGACAUGACCAAGUGGGAGCAGAAGUACCUGGAAGAAAGCACCAUCCGGCACUUUGCCAUGAAUGCCGCUGCCGCUGCCACUGCCGAGAGGGACACCACCAUCAUCAACCACUCGAGGAACGGAAGCUAUGGCGAGAGCUCACUGGAGGCCCACAUCUGGCCAGAGGAUGAGGAGGUGGUGCAGGCCAACAGGAGGUGUCAGGACAUGGAGUACACUAUCAAAAACCUCCAUGCCAAAAUCAUAGAGAAGGAUGCCAUGAUAAAGGUCCUUCAGCAACGAUCCCGGAAGGAUGCUGGGAAGACAGAUUCUUCCAGCCUGCGGCCUGCUCGCUCUGUCCCAUCCAUUGCUGCAGCCACCGGGACACAUUCCCGACAGACAUCACUUACCAGCAGCCAGCUGGUGGAAGAGAAGAAGGAAGAGAAAUCCUGGAAGGGCAGUAUAGGAUUCCUGCUGGGGAAGGAGAAUCAGGGACAGGCUUCUGCCCCUCUGCUGCCGACCACAUCCACCUCUGCGCUGUCCCCUCCGGCUCCCACCACAUCGGCCAGCAGCACCCACGCCAAGACAGGCAGCAAGGACAGCAGCACGCAGACCGACAAGAGCACUGAGCUCUUCUGGCCCAGCAUGGCUUCUCUCCCCAGUCGCGGCAGGCUGAGUACCGCCCCUUCCAACAGCCCCAUCCUGAAACAUCCAACUGCCAAAGGGACCGUGGAGAAACUGGAGAACUCUCCGGGUCACGGGAAGUUGCCAGACCACAGAGGCCGAGUCAGCAGCUUGUUGCACAAGCCUGAGUUCCCGGAUGGAGAGAUGAUGGAAGUGCUCAUCUAACCAUCAUCCUGUGGAGCUUCACACCAGCAUGCUGACAGACAAGAGAAGAGGCUGAAAGAAAAGGCCUAGAUGGUAGCAACCGCAAAACCAGGACGGGCAUGGACCCCUCAUAAUGUUACCAAAACAGAUGGCUCACAUGAUUGCAGAGGGAGUGAGAGAAGAUGCAGCAGAGUUGAGAAGAAUAAGGAAUGGAAUUGCCCAUUAUAGAGAAAUUGUAUGUCUUAGGGAAGCUCCAUGCUUCCCCCUUUCUUGACUUAUACACAGAUGAAGAAGAGUUGGGCCUUCCUUGGAAUCACCUUGUUUCCUUUGCCUCUUAGCAGGUUUGGUUUAAGAAGAAUCUGCUAGAAAUCCUAAAAGCCCAUCUUGGGUGCGUGUGUGUGUGUGUGUGUGUGUGUGUGUGUGCAUACAUGUGCACCUGACCUUAGCAGAUGCAUCCAAAGUAAUGGGGAAUUCCACAGACAAGUUUUGUUGAUACUUGGCUGUUCUGUUUAUGGUUUCAGAGAGUGUGAAGCUUUGCUUGUCUGGACUGAGCAAGAUGGGAGCAUGAUGAACUUGGUCCUCAUCUACCUUAACUUCUUUGAGGUUAUCUCUGUCUCUACUCAUUAUUUUGUUGUUGUAUUUUUUUUUCUUUCUGUUUAAUGAGAUAUAGCAGUUUCUUACGUGCAGGCCUUAGGAGACUGUCAUCCUUGCUGUGGUACCCAGUUGGACAGAGCCUCAUGCUGGCACCCUGGCUGCUUUCUCUACCUUCGCUUAGCUGAACUGCAGCUGUUAAUCUCACGGUGACUAGGGAAACCUGGAUGAGGAGCAGGAGUCCAUGAGUCACUGACAUCACUUCUGCCUUUGAUUUGAUUCCCACCCACAUCCACUCUCUUGCAAGGAGCUCGACAGUUACAGCCCAUUGCCCUAUCGAGAAGACUUCCCUGUGAACAGGUGCCCCAGGAACCUGAUAAUGGUUUGCACUGAGCUCUCUAAAUAGCAUCCAAGAUCUCACCAGUAUCCUGGGCCACUCUCUUGUAUUUGAAGCUCUCAGGUCUGUUCAUUGCUCUCCCCUGUCCCAUUCUGCCCUGGUUGCUGUUGGCAAGUGCAGUGCACCUUCCCUGAUCAUUUCUUUUUGUCCUUUCUUUUUCUUUCCUUUUUUCUUUCUUUUUUCUUUCUCUUUCUUUCUUUUUCUUCCUUCCUUCCUUCCUUCUUCCUUCCUUCUUCCUUCCUUCUUCCUUCCAUUCUUUCCUUUCCUGUGCACUUGCUCUGUAGCCCAUCAGAAUGGUAGAUACACAGUGUGCUGCCAUAACGAGGUCUCAUAUACUUUACUGUGGGCAGUGGCUUCCUGGAGAGCACAGGAGAAGCUGCCCAGGGUACAGAAGGCUCCUCAGGCGCCUGCACUAUCCCCAGCUCAGGAUCUGUUUUCCAAGUCCCUCUUCUCAUCACUUUUUUUUCUCAAGGGAAAGAAGAAAAGCAGUGUGUCUGGGGUGUUUUGAACCCCUCUUAAAUGCAAUCCUGAAGAUGGCUCUGCCCAGGGAGAGCUGUCCCAGGAGCUGUUCCUAGGGUGAAAUUAUGGCCUCCCGAGUUGGGGUAGUAUGUGGAUUAUGAGAUGGGUAGCCUGGAGAACAGAGGACAGGAGCAGAGAGGAGGGGAGGGGAGAGAGACCAGUGGUGUUGCCCUCUAGGACCCUUGGCCGCCUGACAGGACAGAGGAGCCUGGGGCUGGCCUCCCCAAGCAUGACUUGGCAAGGGACACCAGGCUGCACAGCCACCCCUUACAUCUUCCUGCCUCAUAUCUUGCAGCCUGAGAACUGAGCUUGCCCCGUGUGUCCUGUGCACACUGUGGGGAAGUGGAGUGAGAACAUGGCAUAAGAGAUCCUGCCAGUUGAGAAGGGCCUGAAAGAUGAAAGCAGGUGAAGGUAGGGACCAUUUUUGGAUAGGGCAUGAGAGCUGAGUUGAUCAUGACUCAGUCUCUUAAGAGUUUAUUAUCUCUAAUUAAUGUUGGGGACAAACCAGAAAGGAAAGUGUAUAGAGAUGGGGAAUUAGUAAGGUCUUCCAGCCCUGUGACCAUGUCUGAGCCACCCUAAACUUGGGCUCUCUCCCAGCACAGGGGUAAGGCACUACCCAGUUUACUCAAAGUCUAGUCUGAGUGUUACGUCUAGUCUGAGUGUUCCAGGUACAUUGCACACUUGGGCAGAAGGUCUCCUGAUCCAGCACUCCUCCUCCCCACACUCCCUGCACUGUCAGUAUUUCACUUGUCAGAACAGAAAGGGGACACAGACAGUGACCAGGUCAUCAAGUACACAUAUACUGUAGCUAUUGUCCAAGACCCCAUGUUGAGAGAGCAGUCUUUCCAUCCUCGUAAUCCUCUUAAAGCGUACAGGACAAAGGAGCUGCAGGCACUCAGCAGCCGUGGAUGUGCUCUGGGGAGUUGACAGGAUCUGAUCUCAUUUGAUGCUAAGAACAGCAGCACUGCAUAGGUAUUUUAGUUCUGACGGUGUGGAAGGCCUAGAAAAAGAACCUCGUAACUGGUCCUUUGAAGUACCAGGGAAAGAAGGCCAGGUUGUCUCUCCUGAUUGCUCAGACGAAGGAACGAGCCCCAUGAUGGGUACAGCCCAUCUCCAAGCUUUCACCCCAGAUGCUAGGACUUAAAGCAAAGACUCAGAAGAGGGGCCUCAAGCCCAGGCUGCACAGCCUUGAACACGAUGAGAACCUAGGAGCUAUGCCUGGCUGCUCCGUGGCCCCACUGAUGAUACUUGUGUGCACACUCAGAGAAUCUGCCAUACCUCCUGGGGACUGAGAACAGGACUAAGCCCAAACCUUAUACAACUGCCAAACUACGCCACUAUGCUUUUGUGUUCUGUUAAAGCACAACUACAAAGCAGAUGAAAGAAAUAAUAAAGUCCUUCCUCAUAGUGUAGAGGUCUAGUCUUCAGGUCUCCUGGGAGCAUUUGGUCCUAGAACUUGAGGGUCUGAUCUCAGGAUAAAGGGUAAGGCCUUGGCGUUUAGUGAUGAUUGGCCAACCUCCUGCUUUGCCCUUGGAGUGGCCAGUGUGGUGAAGCCCACGUACCUCCAGGUAUCAUGUGGGACAUGAGAAGGGUUGAGGUCAUGUCUCUACCACUGUGGUUUCCGUAAGUAGAUUCUUCUAUAUGUAAGAAUUAUUCCUGUCUGAGGGUUCAUCACGCUAAGCUGCCAAGAAAAACACAUUCAUUUGCAAAGAACUAAGAAUAUUUGCUGAACUCCUGGCAGGCAUUGUUCCCUGUUUCCCAGAGGCUGGUGACCAGCUCCUGUGGAGUGUUCAGUGAGUCCCCACCAUGCCUCAAGGGGGCUUCACUCUUCUACCCCCAGCUUUCCUUAGGGGUGGAGACAAGGAAUGGUGGGAGCAGUUUUGUACAGUCCCACAAAGGAGCCCAUGCGUGAGUCUUGACCUUUUGUUUUGAGUUGCUCCAAGUGAGUUCUGGCCUCAGAACAGAGGAUCCAGCAAUUCCUACACUCGGGAAAGAAACUCCGUGUCCCCCACAGAGAGGCAAGACCUGUCUUGUUGACUCUCCUGCGUGGCCUCAGCCAGCUGCACACACUUAACAUAGGGCUGAAGCUGCUCCUCCCUGAGACCUGCCGUGAGUCCUAGAGACUUGCAUGAACAACCAGCUGAGGCUGAUGUCCGAGAGGCAGCGAGGAUGACAGUGACACUCAUGGGGUUUCCAGGAUGGUCACUCGUGUGUAGGCUGCAGAGGGCUGUGCUAAGUGGAAGGGUACGUUCUCCAAACACAAGAAUGCCUGCACCGGCGCGAGUGGGGCGUGUUUCUCUUUGUUCUCCGGAUGACCUUAACCCCCUCUUAGCAAAGGAGUUUGUGCAUGUUGGAAACAAGAGCUGACAAAUGUGCUUAAAUGGUAAAGCCAGAGAAAGGCCAGCCCCAGUAACUUCCCUAAGCGCUGAGUCAGCCCCAGUCUCGGAGUGUACGUGUUGGCUUUCUUCUAUUUUUGUAAAUUAAUCAGUGUGUUUUAAAUGUCUUCAGUUGAUGGGAGGAUUGUCCAAGGCAUUUGCCUGUGGUGUGGCUCCAUGGGAGACAGGCUGUGUGAUAAGAAACCCAAGAAGCCAGUCAUCCAGGGUGCACAGGUCAGCAUUCAGUGGCUUUCCUCUGGAAUGGGUGAGCACUAUUCUUCCCUCUUUUCAGUAGGAUGCCCCAUUCUUGUUUAGUAAUUUAAUGGUGUAUUAUAAUGCGUAGAUACAACUGCAUACAUAUGAGGUAGCAUUUCUUUCCUUAAUAUCCAGAAAAUCCCACUGUUUCCCCAUGAGCACUCUCCUUGGGAGGACUACAGUGCUCCCCAAGUAAAAUGGUGGUUGACUCCUCUAGCAGAAUGGCCUCUGGGGUCUGGCGUGGUCCUCAGAUUCCCCUUGAAGUGAGAGGUCAUUGUCUUUUGAGAGUGGAUUUAAGUUGGGGAAGUAUCCCAGAUUGUUCACAGCACAAGUGAAUGAACUCAGAGGGCGUUAGUCAGAGUAAGAGUCCCAGGACCAUCGAGAUGACCCAGUAGGAAAGGCACUGUCACCAAGCCAAGACCUGGACACACUAGGUAGGUGAGAAACAACUCCUGCAAGUUGUCCACACACUCACACACAUGCAUGCAUGCACACGCGCGCGCAUGCGUGCGCGCGCGCGCGCACACACACACACGCAGGUUUUAGAAGACUAUCGAACAUGUAGGAAGAGUCAUUAGUACCCGUGACCUCUAGGGCCUUUUUUUCAAGCCCAGUUCUCUCGCCAGGCCUCAUGUGCGUGCACGCUGUCCCUCUCUCCCCCUCCCCCCCAGUAUACCGCAGAACUAAGUCUAUAUUCAUUAGUAUGAACACCCAGUAGGUAUCCUGUAAAAUGGAGAUAUACUUAAGUGCAUGUUAUCGUUGUGUGUGCCGUGACUGAGGUGUGUCCUUGUCGUGAGACUUUGCUUCUUUGCCGCCGAGUUAAGACUGCCCUUCCCUCAAGACAGUAAAUAUACAGCAGUUUCUGGAAUCCGCUUCUCAAGUUUUGCCGCCUGUGUUGUGUUUACUUGUGACUUUGCCUGAGUGUCUGUUCUCACAUACACACCUGUAUUUAUUACAAAGCAGAACAGGGACAGGCUUAGCCAGAGUAUUUGUAUUUGAAUGUUUUUCGAGGAGGGACGGUGGAGCCUCCUCCUCAGUGAGGCACUGACAGAAUCUGUGUCAAAUUCUGUGAACCGGGGCCAACGCGGGUACCAGCUUGAGCCUGACUGAGUGCCCUGGGGCCACUGCCCUCUCCACUGCCUUGUGUGUGUGCGUGCGUGUGGUUGUGUUUGUGGCCCUGUGCUGAGGGCAUGUGCCGCUCUUCCCAGCAGACCCUGGUAUCCAUGUGUAACCUUUGGCAUCUCUGUGUUACUGCACUGUAUUGUGAGGUGGUGCACAGAUCAGAGCAGAUGGGUCUGUGCAGAUUGGGGAGUCCCCACAGGGAAUGUGGAUACUGUUGGUCAGCCAAAGAUUUUCCUAUUCUUUGCUGCUUAAACUUUGUGCCUUAAAAUUGUAAAUAAUAAAUGGGUAAAACAACAA
Meriones unguiculatus (Mongolian gerbil) is the source of this 9221-nucleotide messenger RNA. It is a transcript of the gene Amotl1, whose product is annotated as angiomotin like 1. NCBI's taxonomy places the organism in Eukaryota, Metazoa, Chordata, Mammalia, Rodentia, Muridae. Gene Ontology annotation, biological process: establishment of cell polarity involved in ameboidal cell migration; angiogenesis; regulation of cell migration. Gene Ontology annotation, cellular component: plasma membrane; bicellular tight junction; cytoplasmic vesicle. The record is from RefSeq and is a predicted model, not a curated record. The transcript has 13 exons. The coding region runs from base 1026 to 3686 and encodes 886 amino acids.